Molecule: messenger RNA, 5701 nt
Organism: Notechis scutatus (mainland tiger snake)
Lineage: Eukaryota; Metazoa; Chordata; Lepidosauria; Squamata; Elapidae
Source: RefSeq, a predicted model, not a curated record
AUGUUGGGUUCCUCUACUACAGCAUGCCAAGGGACAGGAGGACCUCAGCCUGCAGACCAGCCCUUUGCCCACAGAAGACCAAGGUGGCCCAUUCUCUUCUUCAUUCUUCUUUUCUUCACCACUGCUGCCAGCAAGGAAGAUCAAAGCUUUUUAAAUACAGUUUCUGCUAUUGGUUGGCCAACUGGCAAUGUCACGACCAUCUCUACUGAGAAACCCACAAAUCUCGGACAUGCCCAGUGGGGCCAACCCAAAACAGACUUGCCUUUUAGCAGGUUAUUUAAUCAAACUGGUGUAAGCCAGAGAAAUGCCAGCCAGUCUCAUAUCUCCCCUCCUCAACAUCUUGAUGCUCUCAGUGAUGACAGAAAGAGCAUCAGAAGAUCUUACUCAACAUUAGCCAGCGUUCAUUCCAUGGGUACAAGUCUUCAGGAUAUGGUUUCUUCUACUGGAACAGAAUCUCUUGGCACCAUUGAGGGAAGAUCAAGGUUUCUCCCAUCAAGUAUUGAAGGAAUAGCUCAAAGCUCUGAUGCUUCCAAGUUUUUCAUAUCUCAUAGCCAUAACUUAUCAGGUCCCACUUCUAUUCCAUCUCAUGUGCCCAACUCAAGAAAGACCUCCUUUGACCAGACAGCCAAGUAUAAUGAAGAAUAUGAUACUGCUGGAUUGGUUGCUACCCCAACAGAUGUCAUCAUUCCUGUAACUCAUCCUUUCUCCUCCCUUUGGGUCUCUGCUAGAUACCCCGUUGAAACCACCGCUCAUGUUGCUAUGCCUACAUCUGCUACCUCGACAAAAUAUCAGUCAGAAGAGACCAGUGGGGUUCCCACUCAACAGCAGAUGGAACCUCUGAGCCUCAGUUUGUCUUCACGUGGACGUAUUUCCAGAAGGGUUGAGCUCCAUGAGGUUUUCCCUCCAUCCGUUGCAAUUGCUAGAUCCCAUCUUGAUCAAGAGAAUUCCACAGCAAUCCAUCCUUCGGAAGAAAGGGUCACAGCCUCACCGACUAUCCGUAGCUUAGUUACAGGAGUGAGUUCUUCAGCCCAACAAUCGACAUCGGAUUCCAUCUGGCAGGGAUCUCAACAGCUUGAAGUCAGUUUCAUGAUGCCAUUGACAAAUUCCAGUCCAGCAGGCUCAUCUCCAUUGGAGUUUUCUCUUGAUGUGGCUAAUAAUGAGAGCGAUCAGAUGGUGCCAGGCCCUACUGAUACUAUUCCUUCGUCUGUAGCCACGACACCAAGGCACAAAGUUUCACUUGGAGUGGCACAGCUUCCUUUUGCAACUGCAACUGUUGGCCUUCUGAAGGAAGCCAAUCCACAGAGUUCUGUGUUGAAAGAACACAGCGAAAGCUUUCCAACAACUUCAUCUUUUGGAACUUCAAAAGAAGAUGAAGUCUCCUUGACUUCUCAUAACAGGCUAAAUAGCUCCCUUGUGGAAGUAAUCAAACUGGAACCAAAGGGCAACGCUUCUUCCAUAGUUGAAGGUUACAUUGAUCCUACAGUGAGUACCCUCUCAAAAGGUGAAACUGAUACAACCAGUAUCAGUGUCCAUUUCUUGAACCAUCAGACUUCUUCACCAUUUAGCACGCUGCUUUCUGGAAAUGCUAAAACCAGACUCCGAGUUUCCUUUCAGACCGAUCUGUUGGAAACUACAGCCCACACUACUGAUUAUGGGAAGCUAUUAGAUACCCAAUACUAUGGAAGAAAGAGACAGAUCACAGCAAGUGUGGAAGCGAUACCUACUUCAAAUUCUCCUCUGACUGCUAUGGAAACUGAUUCAGUCAGAAAACUGACCAGUGUUCAGCCUGAGACAAUUGCAGAUUCCUUGGUGAUGAAGGUAUUUAGUCUUGGUACCACAAAAAAUGAUUCUGUUCCAUCAUUCCCACAUUUAGAUACAGGAGAUGUUCUACAUCCAAUUGGAGCAACCUCAACUAGACUGACCUACACUGAUCUUCCAGAAGGACAUACCACUAGUGCUCCAUUGGAGUCUUUUGGUAGGCCUUCUGUUGAACAGAAGCUUCCCAGUCCAUCAGAAUCUCAUCCCACAGUUUCUCUUCCAGGUUUGAUAGAAUUGGAUAGAUCUUUAGUCACACCAUCUCACCACUCUUCAUCAUCUAGCGUUACCUUCAUUCCCUUCCCUAGAAUCAGUGUUCCUGAGUCAACUUCGAAAACAUUUAUUAACAUUACGGAGGGCCACCUGGUUAGAAAAGGGCAGGUGAUACCUACAGGUACAAAGUCAUUCAGUGCCACACCCCUUUCUCUAGAGUCAAGGAAUACAGUGGAUGGAAUAGCAUUGUCCUUACCUACAAAAGUUCCCAGAGUUGGCUUAAGUACCUCUUCUGUGAUGGUCACCCUGGAGAACGCAUUGGGACACCAGGUCACAGGUACUUCCACUGCAAAUAAUAUACAAACGAUCGGCAGAACAACUUUGUCCAUUCGUAGCUCAAGAUUCUCCACAUCCAGUAAUUCUAAUGUUCCUGCAUAUCCAUCAUCUUCCCUGCAGACCAAAUCCAACCAGGCAACUCCUAUGUUUUCUGCUUCAACUACGCUGUGGACCAUUCAAAGAACUCUUCCAGUUGAGUCAAAAUCCACUUGUAGGAACAUCUCUUGCCCAGCGAGUAUCUUCACACCACUUCAGAAUAUAUCAUCUCAAAGCAUGACUUCCCAACCAUUCUUGACUAGAAAGUUUUUGAGCGCUAUCUUAGGUACAAUGGAACCCGAGAAGAACGUGACCCUUGCUGAUGCCAAGGUGUCCAGGUCCGAAGAGGUAGGGACGACAACAUUAUCCAGAACAAAAAUUGUGACUGGAGUCCAACACGAUCAUUCUUCACAGCAGCCCAGGUCCAAAUUCAACACCUCGCCGUUGAACCAGUCAGUGAAGGAGAAUUUGACCCCGAGUAAAUUCGCUUCAACUGUUCCAGCAAUGCGUGUUCUAUCUUUGUGGUUUCGUCUCAUCAAAAUAAAUUACACACGCUCCCUGAUGAACAAGUCUUCUGAAAGUUAUAAGAAACUGGAAAAAGAAAUUAAGUUAACAUUAAAGAAGAUAUUGUCUACCUAUCAGAACUUUCUGCACGCAAGGGUUCUUCGUUUCUUGAAUGGAUCUGUCAUAGUGGAGAGCCAGGUGGUCUUCCAGGGAAUGGGCCUUUUUCCCACCCCAUCUGACAUCAUACGGACAAUUGUGACGGGGGUUGAGAGUCUAAGAAUUGAUGCCUUUUUUGACUGGAGGAUAGAUGUGAGAUCUUUGCAUUCAAAUGGAUUCAGCUUGAAAAAUCUAGAACCUGAGAAGUUGGCUGUAUUUUUCAGUCUCCUGGAAAUGGGGUCCAUAUCAACCUUUGAUGACAAGAACUUUGUCCAAGAACACUUGGAAAGUCUGAAGAUCAAGAUGAAACUGUUGCUUGGAACCCGAUAUGCAGUUCAUUUGAUCUCGCUUGUUGAUAAACGAAAUACCCAAGGUGGUGUUGAUAUAAAUGGAAAUAUCUUCAUCAAGAGCGAUAGUCACGUGGACGUUCACUGGAUUCUCAAGGCACUGAUUGGGCUUUCAAAUGUCUCCGUGGACCUCAUCUCACUCUCCAUCAAUGGUUCCAAGCUGAGUCUUCAAGUCUUUCCAGUUUCCUUCCUGAUAACCAACAGAAUAUUCAAUGAGAAGAUGUUGGAGCGUUCUUCUGUAGAACGUCAGAACAUCGCCAAAGAUCUCUCUGAUACGCUGACACGAAUACUUGGCAAAUACAAAAAUCUUCUCCAAGUGGCAAUCCGUAGGAUCACAGGUGGCUCUCUCGUUUGUUAUGGAGAUGUGAUAUUCCAGCAACCGGCGCCAAGCAACAAGGAUGUUCUCCAGACUCUGGCAUUUUCAGUCAAUCCAAAAGAUUACCUAGAUUCCUCAAGUUUUCAAGUGGAUCGGUUCUCCUUUACUGUGGCAGGUGCUGGGCUGGAGCCUUCCUUGAAAAAAUCAGGUGUCCCAGUCUAUGCUAUAGUCCUCAUCGUUAUAUUUCUUCUUGCUGUAAUUGCUGUCCCUACUUUCCUUUGGCUGCCCAAAGCACUUGCUCGCCGUGGCAAAAUUACAAUCAACAGAGAAUCUGAUGCAGGAGUGCAUAUAGAAGUAUUUGAGCUGGAUAAUCCGGGAUAUCAAGCUACUGUUGAAGAGGCAAAGAUCAAGGACUCCUGCAAUUGAAUACCAGAAUGUCUGAACCAGAACAAAAAUUUGCAAUCCUUUCCGUUUGUCAAUGCCACAGUGCGUCACUGGCCAAUUUAUUAGAUUGAAACCUGAGUUUUAUUCUGUGGAAAAGUCUCUAAAACUAGACAUGGUUUUAGAGAGGCAACUGUGUUUCUGUUUUUUGCUAGGAGCUUUUAAGGAAAGGCAGCCGGGAUACACACUUUUCUAUUGCUUCUGGAGGUAGAUGUCCACCCUCAAGAUGCUUUUCUCCCAAAGCAGCCAUCCCGGUUUCUUUUAUUAUAAUAAGUUGGAUCUUUUAAAUGAUGUCUUUCAAGUAUUCCUUGCUAUUCUUUGUGUGAAAGAGAAUGGAACGAUUCCAUUUUCCCUAUGUUUUUUUUCAGAUAGAAAAGUUUAACCUUGGGGGGGGGGGGGAGGAGGGGGAGGGGAACUGCAUUUGGUUAGGUUUUGAAUUUUUUUGGGAGAAGUAGAAAAAUAGCCUUUGGUUGAAAGGCCUGAUGGUUGACUGUCAAACAUGUACAAAACUGGAAGCUUGUGAAACUGAAGGAAUGUGGCACCGUCGUUUUUUAAAAUCUCUCUUUUUAAAAAUGUGAUAUGUUUGUAGGCUGUGCAGAAUGUGAAAAACACAAUCCAAAUGGUUGGAUUUGAAAAAUGGAUGGGAGGAUUCCAAUUGGUUCUGGACAACUGAUCCCAGGGUCCAAACUGAUGGAGAAAAGGUCUUUCCUGCACUCACACCAAAAUAACUUAGCAGAUUUUGGAGACAUGCCAUUUAACUCUCCAAGGGAAUUGAUUUGAUGCCCAGAUCGGAUUGGAUUGACUCCAGAUUAAAUCUUUGCCAGUUCCUCAUUCUAAGCUGACUUUCAGCCUUCCUCUUUUUGACUUCCUAAAAUAACCUCCCAAACUCAAAACUUGAUUUUCCAAAGCUGCUUUUUAGCACUGUCUGAACCUUAGAAAUCUUUUUAUGCCCAGUGUGCUCAUGAAGAACCCAAGACCCAAAUGGUAGAGGAACCAACAAAAGGCAAAAUGGAUAUUUUGUUUUUUUUAAUUGCAGUAUUAUGACGUCGAGAAUUGACAGCUCAUGUUUUUAAUUCUUCCUUUUCUCCCUGGCUUGACAAUUUUCCCAGCUCCGUUGCCUUAACUCUAUUCCGCUGCUAGCGAUGCGUAACUCUCCAGGGGCUGUCAAACUACAGCUCCCAUCCCCGCAGGAAGGAUGGGAGUUGUAGUCUAAACACUUCCUGAAGUUUCACCGUUGCCUAUCACAGCUGCGUCCAUUCUGCAUUUUUGGGAAAGGUGAAAUAUCCACUUUGCUGAGUUGCAGUUCGAGACAGAGGCAGUCCUGUUGAACUGCUGAGGUUUUGUUUUUGUUUUUUGUCAUUUCCCCCCUCCCCGCACAUCACUUCCUUCCUACUCUUACUUCCUUAGUCUCACCAUCUGAUGGACUUUAUUGUUUGUUUUAACAGUGAGCAAGUCAAACAUAACUGCUGAAGUCACUUCUUCCAGGCUUCUAGCCACCAAAACGUUUUGUUGUAUUAAAAUCUAGCCCUGAAUAAAU